Helianthus annuus (common sunflower) is the source of this 1102-nucleotide messenger RNA. RefSeq lists its product as uncharacterized. The transcript is spliced from 5 exons. The record is from RefSeq and is a predicted model, not a curated record. Bases 109 to 726 code for a protein of 205 amino acids. Lineage: Eukaryota; Viridiplantae; Streptophyta; Magnoliopsida; Asterales; Asteraceae.
CGCAGGCAGGCAGGCAGGGGUAGAUUACGUUUUGAGGGAAACAAAAUAAUAUCUUUGUUGUUCCGUUUUGAGGGAGAUUGUGAGGACUGAGGAGGAGGUGGAGGAGAAAUGGCCUGCUGCAGGGUGCUACCAUUCCGAACUCUCAUGCUCACCGAGCUACGGCGAGUCUCUUCUAAAGCCACACCCUUCCCCUUUUCCUUAUCAUUCGUCGUCAAUCAGAUAUCUACUACGACACCCCCCAGAUGUAGAAUCACUAGACGAAUGCAUCAUCGCUUUAAUUGCUCUCAUCAUGAUGAAAACCUAUCGUCUACUGAAGACGACGGUGACCAAGAACCCCCUCAGGAAGCCGUUCUCAAGGUUAUUUCAGAAGUUUCAAAGACUGAAGGUAGAGUUGGCCAAACCACUAACAUGGUUCUUGGUGGUACAGUCACUGACGAUUCCUCCGAUGAGUGGCUCACUCUUGAUCAGAAGGUAAAUACUUACCCAACUGUAAGGGGGUUUACAGCAAUUGGAACUGGUGGUGACGAUUUUGUGCAAGCUAUGGUAAUUGCUGUUGAGUCAGUCGUUCAACAUCCAAUUCCACAGGGUAAUGUAAAGCAGAAAAUGUCAUCUGGUGGGAAAUAUGUCUCGGUGAAUAUUGGACCUGUUCAAGUCGUUUCCAGUGAGCAGGUUCAAGCUGUAUACAAUGCUAUGAGGAGAGAUGUUCGGAUGAAAUACUUUCUGUAGCACCUUUUAUAUACGCGUGUAACGCCCAUCAAGUUCAUAUGCCUUUUCUUUUUUUCCUUUCAUAUGCCCGGCUGUCUAACAAAGUUCUUUUUUCUGUACUCAAGUACAUUGCUGCUGUAGAAAAGUCAACACUUGUACUAGCAUCAUGCAUGCAUCAGUGAAAAGGUAUGUUGGGCAUCAUCAAUGAAAUUUCAACAGCUAUGUCAACAGACUGAUGGUGGCGCAAAGGGCUUAUUAGUAGUUAGAUGAUGGAUUCGUUACUUAUGACAUUCUUCAAAUUGUUAUGUAAGUUUUAUCUAAUAUAACCUUUUCAAAAUUAGUACAACACAGAUUGAACAGUUUGUCUUUCUAAAUUAUAUAAAAAAAAACAUAUACA